GAAUGCAGAAGUAGCCAGUGAAGAAAGAAUGAUACUGAAGGAGGAGAAAAAUUGCCAAGGGAAGGUUGCUGACCCUUUUAAUAUUCUCAUAAGAAUGAUGAGAAGGAAAUGUGCUGCUGACUUCUAGAGUAUACAUACAUCUAGAAUAUAUAAAGUAUCACGAUAAGGAGGAAGUUGUCUUAUGGAUGAAUACUGUUGGGCCCUACCAUAAUCGCCAAGAGACAUAUAAAUACUUUUCACUUCCAUUCUGUGUGGGGUCAAAAAGAAGUAUCAGUCAUUACCAUGAAACUCUGGGAGAAGCACUUCAAGGAGUUGAAUUAGAAUUUAGUGGUCUGGAUAUUAAAUUCAAAGAUGAUGUGAUGCCAGCCACUUACUGUGAAAUUGACUUAGAUAAAGAAAAGAGAGAUGCAUUUGUGUAUGCUAUCAAAAAUCACUACUGGUACCAGAUGUACAUAGAUGACUUACCAAUAUGGGGUAUUGUUGGUGAAGCAGAUGAAAAUGGAGAAGAUUAUUAUCUUUGGACCUACAAAAAACUUGAAAUAGGGUUUAAUGGAAAUCGAAUUGUUGAUGUUAAUCUAACUAGUGAAGGAAAGGUGAAAUUAGUUCCCAAUACUAAAAUCCAGAUGUCAUAUUCAGUAAAAUGGAAAAAGUCAGAUGUAAAAUUUGAAGAUCGAUUUGACAAAUAUCUUGAUCCAUCCUUUUUUCAACACAGGAUUCAUUGGUUUUCAAUUUUCAACUCCUUCAUGAUGGUUAUCUUCCUGGUGGGCUUAGUUUCAAUGAUUUUAAUGAGAACUUUAAGAAAAGAUUAUGCUCGGUACAGUAAAGAAGAAGAAAUGGAUGACAUGGAUAGAGACCUGGGAGAUGAGUAUGGAUGGAAGCAGGUGCAUGGAGAUGUAUUUAGACCAUCAAGUCACCCACUGAUAUUUUCCUCUCUCAUUGGUUCUGGAUGUCAGAUAUUUGCUGUGUCUUUCAUUGUUAUUAUUGUUGCAAUGAUAGAAGAUUUAUAUACAGAGAGGGGAUCAAUGCUCAGUACAGCCAUAUUUGUCUAUGCUGCUACAUCUCCAGUGAAUGGUUAUUUUGGAGGAAGUCUGUAUGCUAGGCAAGGAGGAAGGAGAUGGAUAAAGCAGAUGUUCAUUGGGGCAUUUCUUAUUCCAGCUAUGGUGUGUGGCACUGCCUUCUUCAUCAAUUUUAUAGCCAUUUAUUACCAUGCUUCCAGAGCCAUUCCUUUUGGAACAAUGGUGGCCGUUUGUUGCAUCUGUUUUUUUGUUAUUCUUCCUCUAAAUCUUGUUGGUACAAUACUUGGCCGAAAUCUAUCAGGUCAGCCCAACUUUCCUUGUCGUGUCAAUGCUGUGCCUCGUCCCAUACCGGAGAAAAAAUGGUUUAUGGAGCCUGCAGUUAUUGUUUGCCUGGGAGGAAUUUUACCUUUUGGCUCAAUCUUCAUUGAAAUGUAUUUCAUCUUCACAUCUUUCUGGGCAUAUAAGAUCUACUACGUCUAUGGCUUCAUGAUGCUGGUGCUGGUCAUCCUGUGCAUCGUGACCGUCUGUGUGACCAUCGUGUGCACAUACUUUCUGCUAAAUGCAGAGGAUUAUAGGUGGCAAUGGACAAGUUUUCUCUCUGCUGCAUCAACUGCGAUCUAUGUUUACAUGUAUUCCUUUUACUACUAUUUUUUCAAAACAAAGAUGUAUGGCUUAUUUCAAACAUCAUUUUACUUUGGAUAUAUGGCGGUAUUUAGCACAGCCUUGGGGAUAAUGUGUGGAGCAAUUGGUUACAUGGGAACAAGUGCCUUUGUCCGAAAAAUCUAUACUAAUGUGAAAAUUGACUAGAGACCCAAGAAUACCUGGAACUUUGGAUCAGUUUCUCUUUCACAGGGGUGGAACUUGCACAGCAAAAAAAAAAAGCGCAAGAAGAGAUUUGAGCGUUAACACUGGGUACUUUGUGGGUCUAUCUUUCAUGGAUGGCGUAAAGUAACAUCUAUUUCCAUUGAUCCUAGGUUCUUACUGACUGCUUUCUCCAACUGUUCACAGCAAAUGCUUGGAUUUUAUGCAGUAGGCAUUACUACAGUACAUGGCUAAUCUUCCCAAAAACUAGCUCAUUAAAGAUGAAAUAGACCAGCUCUCUUCAGUGAAGAGGACAAAUAGUUUAUUUAAAGCAUUUGU
This is a messenger RNA of Molossus molossus (Pallas's mastiff bat), 2156 nucleotides long. It is a transcript of the gene TM9SF3, whose product is annotated as transmembrane 9 superfamily member 3. The record is from RefSeq and is a predicted model, not a curated record. Gene Ontology annotation, cellular component: membrane. Bases 186 to 1823 code for a protein of 545 amino acids. Gene Ontology annotation, biological process: protein localization to membrane. NCBI's taxonomy places the organism in Eukaryota, Metazoa, Chordata, Mammalia, Chiroptera, Molossidae. The transcript has 16 exons.